This is a messenger RNA of Lolium perenne, 1879 nucleotides long. RefSeq lists its product as uncharacterized. Gene Ontology annotation, molecular function: protein binding. NCBI's taxonomy places the organism in Eukaryota, Viridiplantae, Streptophyta, Magnoliopsida, Poales, Poaceae. The record is from RefSeq and is a predicted model, not a curated record.
CUCACGACCAGGUGAGCGAAGGGGAAAACCCGAAGAAACUGAGACCCAAAGCAAAGCUCGCAAACUUGGAAUAUCCAAUGGCGCAAGAGAUGCUCACCUUCCCAAGGCGGCGAGCCCAGGCGCCGCCCUUGCCUCCGCCUGCCACCUCAGUGCGCGAACCGCAGCGGCGGUCGUGGGCGGACGUCCCGGCGGAUAUCCUAGGGAUCGUGGUCGGCCGCCUCCCUUGCGUCGAGGACCGCGCGAGGCUGCGCUCCGUCUGCAGCGCCUGGCGCGCGGCGGCGCGCCGCCACCGACCGCCGCCGCCGCCGCUCCCCCUGCUCGUGCACUCCAACUUCGCCUUCUCCAGCUUCUCCCCCGACGGGGCCAUGACGGGCACGCGUCGCAUCCCGGUGCCUAAGGAGGUGGCGGCUCUCGACGUCCGUUGCGUGGGCUCGUUCGAGGGAUGGCUCGCCGGCGUGCGGCCCAACGAAGGUCGCUACUUUGGUGAUGGCAAGUGCUUCUUGAUGAAUGCUUUCUCCCGGGAUGUGGUCCAUCUCCCACCUCCUUCUGCGUCUUCUCACUUCGUUGAUGCCUACACAAGAUCUCUCCCCAUCAUCAGCGGCUCUGGUGUGGUUGAGUGCACAGUCAGCGCCGCACAGUACGUGAUGUCAUUCUGCAAGGUGAUCUUGUCAGCUUCUCCUGAUUCUGGGUCCAAAUGUAUUGCCGCUGCCAUCUCUGUGCAUAGGAACGGAGCUAAGCUAGCUCUCUGGCGGCCUGGGAUGACGUCGUGGUGCGUGUGCCUUGGUGGCUGCAUCAGCAAGUUCAGUGAUAUUACCUUCUUCCAGGGGAAGCUUUACAUGCUCAGCAAGCUCACCACAAACCUCUAUGCCUUUGAGCUAACUGAUGAUGACCGUGGGCUAAUGGUGUCUUGUGUUGAGCGUUGUGUGCCCCAGCUGCCUGAGGUCAAGGAUAGCUAUGGACUGAGGUGGAACUUGGUAGAAUGGCAUGGAAAAUCAUUGCUUGUCGCCAGAUACUUGGGUGGCGGUGAAGGCUGGCACAACAUUUGUAAGGUUGCAGUAUAUGUAGUGGACUUAAGCACGAAACCUUUUCGAUUUACUGAGAUCAACACCUUGGAUGGCGACUGUAUCUUCAUCAGCCCAUGCAGCACCAAAUCAUUUCAUGCUUGGGAGUAUGACUGCGUGGAAGGCGAAGUUAUCUACUUCAUCGAUGGCUACCUCUACCCUGCUAAAAAUGGCCCUCCAUUUGAUAAGUUCAUGUACAACUUGAGAGAUGGUACAUUGUCAUCUUUUGCUACAGACAUAUCAGAGUGCAACUUCCGGGCACCAGAUGGCAAGCUGAUGAGUCCAACAUGGCUGUUUCCUUCUGAAUGAACUCAUGUACACCAACUCUGAUGUUAAUAAGUCUCGAGUGUAUCGGAAUCCCUGAUGCUGCCUGGCAUGAGGACCGUGGUGUUUGCUUUUCAAGAACUGGAAAAAAAGCACACAUGCUGCUGUCUAAUUUCUGAACUUAUAUGAUGCUUAGACUAUUUUUGGUUCAUUACUCUCUUUUCAAAUUGCUAUGAGUCGGUUCACAUUCGUGGGAAUCAUUACCUAAGUGAGCAGUGGCUUCAUAUUAACUGGACCAUAGUAGUUUGCAAUGCAUCUUUAACAGUUUCUCUUCUUGCAGUUCUGUGGUUGCACUUUUGGUUAUUUCUGCCAGCAGACUAUGGUGACAUCAUUAGUAGUUAAUAUAUCUAGUGGAAUGCUGUGUCUGCAGGAUUUCUUCUUUUGUGAAUAGUCUGCAACCUCAAUUUGAUGAUGACCAGAUGAAAGAUGUUAAAUUUGAUUGAAUCUGUGGAACUGCUGCUCCCUUCCUUAUUGAUGCACGGUAUUAUGUUUGG